ACAGCCAAAGAGGCAAUUAUUCCCAGACCUCCAGCGAAUUUCUUGUUUGCUAUUCCUGGGAAUCAAACAUCAGUUGAUAAACAUACUCAAUCGGGCGGGUGAUUUUUUUUAUUUUCGAGGGAAGCAGUGAAUCUUUUGGGAGCGACAAGAAUUCCAAAUUGAAAUGGGGUUUUUCACGCGCGCUUUUGCCGUGGGUACUACAAUUGUACUCGCUUUGAUUGCCAAACAGUGCUACGACAUGUUCAAACCACUUCCGCUGCCAAACAUUGAUUAUUUGGACCAGAAUUGGGGUCCUGGCGACAAAAACCUAUACAAAGAUGAUACGACCAUUAAACCAUUCAAGAUCGUCUACCCCGCCGAGACAAUUGAGAAGCUGCGAACCAAAUUGGACGAUGUCCCCGCGUUGGCCAAACCAAUGGAGGGCAUCUCCUUCGAGUACGGUUUCAACAGCAACAACCUGAUGGAUGUUUUGAAAUACUGGAGGUCAAGCUAUCUGGACAAAUGGAGCGAACGGGAAAAAUAUUUAAAUCAGUUUCCUCACUUCAAAACCAAAAUCCAAGGAUUGGACAUUCACUUCAUUCAUGUAAAACCUCAAGUGCCCAAAAAAACUAAAGUGAUUCCACUGCUUUUACUCCACGGGUGGCCAGGAUCAGUUCGCGAAUUUUAUGAUAUAAUUCCGAUGCUAACGUCCACAUCCGACGAUAAGCAAUUCGUUUUCGAAGUAAUUGUUCCCAGCUUACCCGGUUAUGGUUGGUCCCAAGGCCCUUCCAAAACGGGGAUGGGUCCCGCUGCAAUGGCAGUUUUGAUGAAAAACCUAAUGAAGCGCAUUGGUCAUGAGAAGUUCUUCGUCCAAGGCGGUGACUGGGGUUCGGCGAUCGCUGACAGAUUGGCAACAUUUUUCCAGGAUGAUGUAUACGGAGUCCAUAUGAAUAUGUGUGCGAUGCAAAACGCAUUAUCAUUUGUGAAAAGUACGAUUGCAUCCUAUGCUCCAUCGAUGUUCAUCGAUGAAAAGUACAUCGACUUCUACAGCUCCUUCACGGACACUUUUAAAUACCUGAUUCACGAAACUGGUUACAUGCACAUCCAAGCUACCAAACCAGACACCAUUGGAACCACCCUGAUGGGCAAUCCCAUUGGGCUUGCUGCCUACAUAUUGGAAAAAUUCUCCACAUGGACCAAUCCGGCUUACCGAAGUCUUCCCGACGGGGGCUUGCAAAAAUACUUCACGCUCGACAGCCUACUUGACAAUAUUAUGGUAUACUACCUCACGGAUUCCAUCACGACAUCGCAGCGACUCUAUCUGGAGGCUUUCCGUGCCCAAGAGAUGGGCCUAGCCAUCGAUCGGAUGGAAACUAAAGUUCCUGCUGCCUGUGCCAAGUUCAAACACGAACUGAUGCAAACCAUUGAUUGGGCUCUGCGAGACCACUUUGUUAAUUUGCUACAGAGCAAUCAUUACGAAGACGGUGGUCAUUUCGCCGCCAUGCAGUUACCGCGUUUGUUGUACAAGGAUAUAGUGGAUUUCGUGAGUAAGGUACCAUUGGCAUAAUGAACGUCCCAUUGGCCGGUGCUGGUUUUAUAGGAUUAAACGUUAUAAAAUACAAUGUCACGAAUAACCCCGUGAAGAAAACUAAAUAAAAGUGUAAAAUAUCGA
This is a messenger RNA of Toxorhynchites rutilus septentrionalis, 1651 nucleotides long. Its product is annotated as juvenile hormone epoxide hydrolase 1-like. The record is from RefSeq and is a predicted model, not a curated record. Lineage: Eukaryota; Metazoa; Arthropoda; Insecta; Diptera; Culicidae. Gene Ontology annotation, molecular function: epoxide hydrolase activity. Gene Ontology annotation, biological process: epoxide metabolic process. The transcript has 3 exons. The coding region runs from base 164 to 1546 and encodes 460 amino acids.